AUGGCCUUCCACAGCUCUGGUUUGAAGAGGAAGCAACCGUGGCGUCCAUCGAUGCUGGCGUGCUCACCUGUCUGCAUGGCCCUACUGUCCCUCCUCCUCGCUCCAGCACUUGGACAACUGGAUCUCAACCGAUUGGAUGGAGAUACCGUCUGCCCACCAAUGAGAAGCGGACAAGAUGACCUUCCAGGUUUUGAUCUGAUCACACAGUUCCAGUUGGACGUGAUCCCACUGAAAGGCGUGAGGAAGGUGGACGGCUCCACUUCCCACCAGGUGGCCUACCGCCUCGACAGAGAGGCCAACUUCCAAAUUCCAACCAUGCUGAACUUCCCUCGCGGCUUCCCUGAUGAGUACUCCUUCAUGGUAACCUUCCGCAUGAUCAAAAAUACUGUGAACAAGGUGUGGAACGUCUGGCAAAUAGUGGACGAAGACGGCCAAAAGCAGGCCGGAAUGAGGCUGAACGGCGACCAGCAGGCUCUGGAGUACUUCCUAAUGGGCGCAGACGGCAACCUCCAGACGGUCACAUUCCCCGGCCUCUCUGUGCUCUUCAACACCAAGUGGCACAAAGUGAUGAUUGGCGUGGAGCACGAGCAGGUCACGCUUUACGUGGAUUGCCAGCCUGUGGAUCGGAAGCCCAUCAAGGGCAAAGGUCCCAUCAACACAGAGGGAGACACUCUCAUUGGCAGGCUGGACACUGAUCCCGACGCCUCCGUGGUGUUUGAACUCCAGUGGAUGUUGAUUCACUGCGACCCGAAGAGGGCCCAGAGAGAGAGCUGCAACGAGCUGCCUGCCACCGAGAUGUAUGCCAAUGCUGAGCCUGACAAAUCAGUCCCAGGCCCCCCAGGACAACCUGGCCCAGAGGGCCCUCGAGGGCCCCCAGGAGAAAACGGCAGAGAUGGAAGAGAUGGUCUUCCAGGUUCUUCUGGCAGUCCCGGUGCUCCUGGCAGCAAAGGGGAGCAGGGCGAGAUCGGUCUUCCUGGACAGCGAGGCCUGCCUGGCCAUCCAGGAGCAAGUGGUCCUUCUGGUCCAAUGGGUCCCAGAGGGCCUGUCGGUGAGAGAGGACUCCCUGGCUUUCCUGGACCUCCAGGUGCUCCUGGCCCAGCAAGUGAAGGACCCCCUGGACCACCAGGAAAACCAGGAACCCCAGGAGAUGAAGGAAACAUCGGGCCUGAGGGUCCACCUGGACCCAGAGGGACAGCUGGCAUCGCAGGUCCUCCUGGCCCUCCUGGUCCUCCAGGGCCUGUGGGACCGCCCGGUGCCAGCAAUGAGGGAAGCGGGGAAGCUUGUCCUGCCGCCUGUCCUGCUGGACCACAGGGACUGGCUGGGCUGCCAGGGAUGAAGGGACACGCAGGUUUGCCCGGUGAGCCUGGAAAAGAUGGAAUAUCUGGAGAGAAGGGAGACACCGGAGAGCAGGGUCCUCAGGGGCCACCAGGUCGCAUGGGAGAUGAUGGGCAAAGGGGUCCCAUUGGAUUCCCUGGAACCACAGGAGAAAAGGGAGACAGAGGUCUGCCUGGUUUUAAUGGCGUCCCAGGACCCACCGGUCCUCCUGGAGCUCCUUUUCUUCUCUCAGGGUGUGGAGGGAGUCGUGGACGUCAGGGUUUGGAGGGUGCGAAGGGCGAUGAAGGAGCUGUGGGACCUCCAGGAGAGCAGGGUCCUGCCGGGGAAAAAGGAGAUGUUGGAGAGCCUGGGAAAGAUGGCAUGGAUGGACUUCCUGGAGCUGAUGGAGCAAAGGGAGAACCUGGCGCUUCUGGAGCCUCUGGUGUCAGGGUUGUGGGUAUUCCAGGGCUUCCUGGGAAGCAGGGAGUAGUUGGACCCGCUGGUAUAAAGGGUGAUACUGGUGCAGAAGGACCCAUGGGGCCAGUUGGACUUCCUGGAAAGACUGGCGAACCUGGAAAGGAUGGACAAGAUGGGAAACAAGGAGAAAAAGGAGCAACUGGUGAAACAGGAAAACAAGGACCAGUGGGGCCUGCAGGUCCUCCAGGCAUCCAAGGUGACAAAGGAGAUAAAGGUAGCACUGGUGCCAAAGGCAUGAAGGGUCAUACUGGACACAAAGGUGAUCAGGGACCUAUGGGACCAAUGGGACCAAAAGGAAGUCAGGGGGACACGGGUAUGGCAGGAGAUCUUGGCGUCAAGGGAGACCAGGGCCCUCCUGGAGUCACUGGAAACAAAGGAGAGCCUGGAGAGAAGGGCUCACGGGGAGCUACAGGGGAAGCAGGUAGACCAGGUCAGCCAGGCCACGAGGGUUUGGCCGGUCCAAUUGGAGCUCGAGGGCUGGAGGGAGAACCAGGCCUUCCUGGAGCACCAGGUCCAAGAGGUCUCCCUGGCCCAAAAGUGACUGAUGAGAAGCUUCGGGAAAUGUGCUCAGCCGUUGUUGAAGAACAAUUAGCAGAGUUCAUGAAAGAUUUUCUAAAGAAGCCAGCAGCCAUCGGUGCCCCUGGUACUCCAGGACCAGCAGGACCUCCAGGACCCCCAGGACCAGCUGGAGCAGCAGGUUCAGCAGGGGCACCGGGGCAAGCAGGUCCCAAAGGCCAUCCAGGCUUCUUUGGGCUUCCAGGUGCACCAGGCAAGAAAGGUGAUGCUGGGGAAAAAGGAGAAAAGGGAGACAAGGGAGAGGACGGUGUAGGAAUCAAAGGAAGCCCAGGAGCACCAGGUGCAGCAGGUGCACCAGGCCCCCCUGGCAUUGGCAAAGAUGGCAAAGAUGGAGCACGUGGUGACACAGGAAGUCCUGGUGUCCCGGGAGCGGCCGGUCCGAGGGGACCUUCUGGGCCUCCCGGACUCUGUGAUCCAUCAACCUGUACAGGCAGACUUCCACCUUUCUACAUGGUCAGUGGAAAGAAGUCCGCCAGUUACAAAAACCCAUGA
This is a messenger RNA of Plectropomus leopardus (leopard coralgrouper), 2859 nucleotides long. Lineage: Eukaryota; Metazoa; Chordata; Actinopteri; Perciformes; Serranidae. The record is from RefSeq and is a predicted model, not a curated record.